CUUAACAAGUCCACGAACGUAAAGGUCUAUUCAAUUUAGUAGCGAUGCCAGCGCCGGUUAAACAGCACGCGAGUGAUAGUGAAGUACAUAUCGACAUCGACAAAGACGUAGGAUACAACGAAACACCGGUAAUAAAAAUCGAUAGUAACAAACACGACACUAUGAACGGAAACGGAACGUUAGCACACUCCAAACCGAAGCCAGUUAAUAUUUCAGAGGUCGUCCAAAAAGCCCGGAACACAUUCAACAGCGGCAUCACAAGGCCGUUGGAUUGGAGAAAGAAACAAUUGAAGAGCUUAUUGAAGAUGUACGAAGAGAACAAAAACGCUAUGAUAGACGCACUUGUCAAAGAUCUGAGGCGAAGCAAGACGGAGGCGAUACUACUAGAAGUCGACUACCUGAUAAAUGAUCUAAGUAACACGCUGAAUAAUUUCGACGAGUGGACGAAACCUGAACAGCCUCCAAAAGGUAUUGUGAACGUUUUAGAUGACGUGGUUAUCUACAACGACCCCUAUGGCGUGGUGCUCGUAGUCGGUGCGUGGAACUACCCUUUGCAACUGUUGUUGCUGCCCAUGGCUGGUGCGAUUGCGGCAGGGAACGUGGUCAUCGUCAAACCCAGUGAACUAGCAGUCGCCACUUCACAGUUCAUUGCCGAAACGCUGCCUAAAUAUUUGGAUAAUGAUGCAGUUUUAAUCAUAGAAGGAGGUCCGGAAGAGAUGACCGAAUUACUAAAACACAAAUUGGACUACAUCUUCUAUACUGGAGGCACAAAUGUCGGAAAGAUCGUAUACGCUGCGGCUACCAAACACCUCACUCCUGUUACGUUGGAAUUGGGAGGGAAAAGCCCAGUAUACAUUGACAAUACAGUGGACAUGGAGGUAACAGUAAAACGUGUGCUAUGGGGUAAAUUCAUCAACGUUGGCCAGACUUGCAUCGCUCCAGACUACAUUCUUUGCUCCAAGGAAGUUCAGGACAAGUUUGUCGAAAUUUCCAAAAAUGUUUUAAAAGAAUGGUACGGAGAGGACCCCCAGAAGUCACCGGAUCUUUGUAGGAUCAUUAACAACAGGCACUUUAGCCGUCUCCAAGCAUUAGUUGAUGCGAGUAAGGAUAAAAUAGCUGUCGGCGGUCGCUACGAUGCUCAGGACCGUUUCGUAGCUCCCACUAUUGUAAAGAAUGUAACCACCAGCGACAAAAUAAUGGAAGACGAAAUAUUCGGUCCGAUCCUACCGAUAGUUCCCGUCGAAAACGCAUAUGAAGCUAUCCAAUUCAUUAACUCGAGGGAUCAUCCAUUAGUACUUUACCUGUUCAGCAAGCAAAGAAAAAUUCAUAAGCUGUUCACAGAACAGACACGAUCAGGCAGUCUCUGUGUCAAUGAUACGAUCAUGUUUUACAGCGUUGACACGUUACCGUUCGGUGGUGUCGGUAACAGCGGUAUUGGAGCCUACCACGGCAAGAAGUCAUUCGACACGUUUACGCACAAGAAGAGUUGCUUGGUGCGAAACUUUGCAGCAAUUGGAGAGAAACUGGCUUCUGGUCGCUACCCGCCUUACUCCGACGGCAAGCUGAAGCUUAUCUCUACAUUGAUGAAGAAGCGCCAGGCCCCAUCCUUCACGUACUUGCCACACUUCAUUGCCUUUGCCCUAGGAGUUGGCCUGUCUUACGGAAUUUUCGCUUGGCAGAAGGUGGCCUCUGAAGAGUUAUAAAAGACAAAACUGCACCGGGAUGUCAGGAGUUUGAUAUUUUUUUUAUGUUGCUGUUUCUUAAAUCCUUAAGAAAUAACUUUAAGAUAUCUUUUAAAAAUAUAAAUACUUAAAGACUCAAAUUCUCAUCACU
Messenger RNA from Vanessa tameamea, 1833 nucleotides. RefSeq names its product aldehyde dehydrogenase, dimeric NADP-preferring (gene Aldh-III). Gene Ontology annotation, cellular component: cytoplasm. The record is from RefSeq and is a predicted model, not a curated record. NCBI's taxonomy places the organism in Eukaryota, Metazoa, Arthropoda, Insecta, Lepidoptera, Nymphalidae. The coding region runs from base 45 to 1703 and encodes 552 amino acids. Gene Ontology annotation, biological process: aldehyde metabolic process. Gene Ontology annotation, molecular function: aldehyde dehydrogenase (NAD+) activity. The transcript has 11 exons.